AUGAUUGGAUUAGUGCUGUGUGUGUUAUCUAAAAUUUAUGAUCUGGCGAAAAACGCUAACUACCAUGACAAGCCUGCGAUUACGACUAAGAAAAAAAACAUCAAGCGAUCAAAGAAGAGAAGGAGGCGAAAAGGGCCACCGCCACGGCUGGGGUUGAAGGCAGCGAGCCCCGGGGCGGCAGGCGUGGAUGAGGACUGCAACAGCAACACAAGCCUCACCGGUAGUCAGCACUCUGCGCACGAUGAACUCGAUGCGCACUGCGAUAACUCCGGCUACCUAUGGUUCCUCGACUACAAUCCAAUAUAUCGAGACAGUUCCUGCCACCACACGUCCGUACUCUCUUCCGUGUCGGCCUCGUACAAGGGCAUAAGCGAGUUGACCUCUCGCUUCGAGUUUACCUCCCGGUACAACGACAUCGCCCGCGACCUCGACGCCAAUCUCGCCGAGGCUGACAUGGAGAGCUUCAGGACAGAAGACAUUCACGCACUCCUAAUGACCGCCAACUUGCCGCACAACGCCAUAGUGGAUGAUAGAACACACGAUAAUAACCCACAAGGCGAGAUGUUCGCGAGCAUCUCAAGCUCUCUCAUGGAAAAGUUUCGGUUCGACAGUUCUAUCAGUGGCCACAGUAGUUUUCAGGGUGAAGAGUCCGUUGGAUCUAUCAACACGAUGUCAAUAUGCAAAUCGGAGCUCCUAUUUUCGCCCGUCAAGGAGGGCGGCCACGGUGUACACUUCAGCGUGGAUAGUCUCGAUUGUGAGUUACCAACGGAGCAGGACCUUAUCCUCACCUGCCAGGCCAAUAAGGACAACUACACCAUAGCCUUUGAAGGCAGCGUCACCAUUUACUCCGAGGACAGUGAGUGCGCCGAACCAGCCGUCAAUCAAAGACAUGACAAAUUAGGUAAAGAAGAAAUUAACAUAGCUACAGAGAGUGAUGAAAGAACGCGCAGGAAUUUAGAAUUAUUAGAGAGAUGUAAAAAAUUGACAAAUAAACUAACUACGUCUAUGGCUAGAAGUGAUUUAGGAUUAACUACGUGGAGUAAACUUAAGAAACAAACCAGUCAGUCCCCUUUAAGGAGGCACCCAUCCGGUAACAAUAAUGAAGACUCAAAUGAUACGACUAAUGUAACAAGCGAAAUGAAUAAUUCAGUUAUUAAAAGCCAAAGUUUGCCAAAUCUUUAUAGAAGAAAGCUCAUGAACAGCUCGAUCGCAUCAGCCGCACUAAGCAACUCCACGGUCGAUUCUUUCACCACCAAUCAGAGGCUUACGGGCACAUCAACAUGUAUGAAAGUAUACGAUGUAUCUCAAAACCGAUCCUCUCACGGAAGUCAACACUCAGAACCAAUGAGCACAUCCUCGACGGAAAAUCACACUUCAUCAGAUAAAAGUCAACCAAAACAAUCUUUUAACCUGGUAAAAUUAUUUAUGAAACAAAAAAGUACAAGUAACGAUGGAAUCGUUACCAUGGAUCAGUUGGAUAAAUCUGAAUGUUGGCCUUCAAGUUCUGGCGGCGAAAGCGGAGAGUCUAUAGGAGAACAUAAAAUAGAAGAUUUAAAAAGGCCACAAAUAGAACUACCUAAUGAUGAAAUCGAAGAAAUAUCUGAUGUUUACGAGGAGAUAAGACCAACUAAUGCCUAUAGCAGAGUCUCUAAAGAAAUACUAAUUGAAGAAGAAGAAACUGGUGACGGCAAUAAGUUAAGCGAUAGUGAAUCUAAUCUGUACGCCGUUAUAAAUAAGCCGCACUUCAGAAGAACGAACUUAAACGUGAAUAGCCCUUCGAAAAUGAGACUUACUAGAAAGUCGUGCUCUUCUCAAUCUUCUGCAACAAGUGUAAGCAUUUCUAGUUGCUCAGAAUCAGACGGCACGCAAAUAACUAGAAUGAACAAAGUUGCGCAAAAAGAACCGUUAGAUAAUAAAGCAACAUCUACUCAUCUUGAAAAUGAUACGCUAGACAAGAGCAUACAAACUUCGAGUAUGCAAGUAUCAACCAUGUCACGUGAUCGAGAAUUGUUUAAAGUCAUAGAGCCCUCGUUCCUAGAAAAACUAAAAGAAGGAGAUUGUGAGAAACCAGUUUUCGUUUUAUAUCCUAACUAUACACUGCCCGAUAUCAGCUUUUUAAAUGGCAGACCAAACAUUUACUUAAAUCCCUUAAAAGUAAAUAUAUCACCAAAAUCAGACAGCAAGAGAAGUAAGAUGCAAAUUAAAGGCAAAAGACCUUUUUCAUGUAAUGAUGUAGAAGUGCUGAAGAAAAAAGGUCUUGGUCACAUCAAGGACUGGGACUCCCUCAACUUUUUGUUACCUUUAGAAUGUAAACAGCUUUUAUCUGAAAUGCCUGAAUUGAUGCAACACAUGAAGGAAAAAGAAGGUAUGUCGAAAUGUACUGAUAGAUAUUGUAGCGCUUCUCCAUUCUCUAAAGCUAAAAACAGACCAUUGAGUUGUGAUUGUAACAAUUUGGCAGGAAACACAACUGCGGUGUCAUCGAGCUCGAGUACAGCAACUCAACCCUCUUCAGGCUACAGAGGUUCAUCUACAAUGCUUACUGAUUCUUCAGCGCAAAACAGUCCAGCUCCUGUUGGGAAUUUCAACCCAUUAUUUGUAUAUCGUUAUGAUUCUGCUACUAGUUCAGAAGCUAGUUGCGUAAACAACGAUGGUCAGAGAAUUAACCCUUCUAUACCAAAAAGAUCUCUCUCCAUGGCUGAUCAAACUCGAUUGGCGAAACAAAGUGAGUUAGUGCCACCAAGGCCACCGUUACCAAAGAGUAUAUUACGCAAAUCGAUAGAUAAAACUCGAAAAUCGAACUCACAUACAAAGCGAUAUAGCAUGUUUGAAUUAGAUGAAUUUAUGCAGGGCCCUACUAUAUGUGCAACAGCUAUUACAGAACAAAAAACAAAAAGGAGGUCUCUUCAAGAACCUUACUAUUUGCAAAAUCAAAAUUUUGAUUAUAGAAAAAACAAUGAUUUAGCAGCAAAGAGACUAUCGCAACAGUUCCUUGAUGCAGCAGAAAAAGAUGCAGAUUAUAACGAGUAUUACCAAGAUGAAGGUGUAGGCACUGAGAGUAGUUUAGAAUCAGGGAAAUCUAAUGAGUUAAAAUUCCACCGGCCGCAUACGCCACCCAUGCCUAAGCCGAGGACAAAGAAAAUGGAGUACAUUGAUUUCCCGCCCCCAGGGGCAUUAAUCAGCAGUGCCGAUCUACAACAACUAGAAGAGUUCCUCAAGCAAAGCGGAUUUAACUGCCAAAAUAUGGAUGAAUGGGACCAGAAUCAAGUGCAAAAGGUAAGAAGUCAGGUCACCAAGUUCCUUCAAAUGAAACGAUCUCAAGAAGAGAAUCAGAGAUCGACAGAUUCUAGCGAAAGUAGCUGCAACAGCAAGAAAUCAGUUAGUUUUGCACAAAAGUCUGAUGCAAAGGUUGAUGGUCCACAGACUCAACUUAAAGCUAUGGAUGAACUUAAAGUAGGAUGUCUCUCAACCCCACCCAACUCGCCUAAUAUGUCUGCUGCUAUAACACAGAGACACUAUCAGGGAAAGAAUUUAGCCGAAAUACCAAUCUGUGAAGAAGCAGAAGUGAGUCCUGAUGAAUUUAGCAAUCCCACGACGCAUCGCGAGGGAAGAUCGAAGUAUGAUAUUAUAGACGUUUCACAAAAGAGAGCUCUUGUUUCGAACGUUACGGAUGCGGUGGAAAUGCUUAUACAGCAUUUCUCCUCUGCAACCGACCAAGCGGAGUUGGCUUUCUUGGGGGAUUCCAAACAGUCUCCAGCGUGUGCGAAGAUUGCUCUUAACGCAUUGUGCCCUGCUCUAUACGCGAUAUUCAGAGACGGCCUCAAAGAGAGUAUCGAAACUUCAUUCGGGGCCGUGAACAACUCCGUUUGGCAAAUGGUGGAAGCAACGGCUAGACAAGGUCCGAUAACAAAGUCGCUCAAUGAAUUAGUAUUAAGAAUAAACAGUGAAGACGCCGUAACGGAAGGGCUUGUUAAAUUCAACGCAUUCAUUCUGGGACUUCUUAAUGCACAGACAGUCGACGCAUGGGUGUCCUACGUGCGAACGAGGGAAUCCAUUUUGGCUAAGCAUUAUGGCCCGGAUUCGAUUAUAUUAGCUGGCUGCAUUGGCGAACCGCGAUGCAGGGCGCUUUUGGAUACAUUACUAGCUAGUUUGGAACCUCUGAAACUACUGCCCUUCUCAUUAGAUCUGAUGUUCGAAAUGAGAGAACUUCAUAGAAGCUUCAAGAGGAUCGAAAGCGAAAUGCGUGCCGCCAGCCGACCUUCUGCGAUUAACACCCCACCACUAACACUGAAUCAGCGGAAUCUGCUAAAGUUGGUCCGAUCGAUGCAGUCCAGCGGGUUGUCGAGCGACGAUUGUCUUACGAGCGUAAUUAUGAGACACAAAGAGCCGAAAAACAGAGAACCGUCCACUCCUGACUUGUUGAAUGAUUCGGCCAAUGUAAAGACAACCGUUGAGAAAAAUCGACCGCGAUCGUGUGUUAAUCCAACGACGAUCGGCUACGAUAUUUGCCCGAGUAACAGCAGAAUCGAAUUAGAAAACAAUCGAAGAUGGUCGGGAGUGCAACUCGGCUCGAAGCUGAUGCAGGCCUUUGACCGGCUUAUCCUAGACGACAGUGACGAUUACACAGAUAGCUUAGAGAAUAACAAGCCCUCCACUAAAGCCGGGAAUGAACCUAAGCUGGAGUGUAGCGGCGAAGAAUGGCGACCUGGUUCAGCGGGAAGUUGUGCGAGUGGCAACACCGGCAAUGCGAGUAGUAACUCCGCUAAUGCUGGCAAUUCGGGCGGCAAGUUUCGCAGGCUGCAGCUCAAGUGGGAAAUGCUCAGUACUGCCGAAAGUCCAGGAACGCCGUCAGGGGAAACGUCUCCGGCGACAACACGAGGCUCGAAAAUCCCGAGGCCAGUGUCGUCGCCAGUACGUCCGCAAGCACCGAAUAUGGCAUCGCCAGCUAAAAACGCGCAACGUGGUAUCCCGGUUCCUGUCCGUAAAGGCACGUCACCCACAACAUCUACUCCUCGGUCAACUUCAGCUCGAGGGACAACUAAUACAAAAAAACCACCGCAGCCAGCUAAUAGAGUGACGCAAGAGAAGCCGGAGAGGAAAAACAUCGCGAACAAAUUGCGAGUGACAAACUCAAGCGACGCUGUUGCUAAAAACACGUCCAAUGCUAAGAAAUCGCCGACGUCGCGCGUGGACGGUGCGGCGUGCGGCGCGGGGGGCGCGGGGGGCGCGGCUCGGCGCCCGUCGUCGCUGCCGUACGGGCGCGCCGCGCCGCCCGCCGCGCCGCGCCGCGCCGCCUCCUCCUCCGCCGCGCGUGCUCACUCCGCCGCCGCCAAGCACAAGUACGUAAGAACGCUUUGGCAUCGACUACCGUCGGAUUCCGGUCACCUGGCGUUCAACGAAGGUGAGCGUCUCCGAUUGAUUUUGGAAGUAGACGACCAGUAUAUAUUGUGUUGUCGCGGAGACCAGAAGGGGCUCGUACCCCGGGACGCCGUGCUGUUCGAGGACUUCUGA
This is a messenger RNA of Parnassius mnemosyne (clouded apollo), 5508 nucleotides long. The record is from the annotation of a GenBank genome assembly. Lineage: Eukaryota; Metazoa; Arthropoda; Insecta; Lepidoptera; Papilionidae.